Caenorhabditis auriculariae is the source of this 1738-nucleotide messenger RNA. NCBI's taxonomy places the organism in Eukaryota, Metazoa, Nematoda, Chromadorea, Rhabditida, Rhabditidae. The record is from the annotation of a GenBank genome assembly.
AUGGCGAUGCUCUACGAAGACGAGUUUGUGCGCCUUGGGCAGUUCACGCUGUUUAUCAAGAACUACCAGUUCCCGACGAAGAAAAGCAAAGCGAUAGCUUUGGAAGCCAUAAACACACUUUGGUUUGAGGUGAUACUUCCUUUCAUUUUCACAAAAACAAAAAAAUUUCAGGAACAGGAGACCUGUACAAAAGUAGCCACUAAGACGUGGGGCAAAUCUUCAGCCGGGAUAUUCUGGGCUCUAGACGUCAAAAGGUUUUUUUUUUUUGCGUAACUUGAGAAUUCAACGUCUUUGAAGCAUAGAACAAUGCAAAGAGAUUUUGGCAACUUGAGAAACUAUUUCAAAAAUGAUAAUCGACAGGCCGGCGCGGAAUGAGCUAGAUAAAUUUUUAAUGGUAAAAUUAAUCUUAUUUCAUAUUCGAAAACCCUUACAAAUUUUUUUGAGACCGUGGAACCGAAAAUAACCUAAUCUUUACAAAAAAUGUUUUAAAAAUUAGCUCAUACUCAUGCGAGAAGUUAGAUAUGUAUCCAAACUCACUAUUUGUUCACGACAAUUCAUCGAAAACUGUUCAUCCCUCUCAAAUUUCCCAGCUUUAGCUUUUGAAGUAGUUAGAAGGUGUUCCAUGGCGUCGUCUGUGGCAAACUAUUGAAGCUAAGCGCAUAUCGUGAAACAUCAACCCUGAAAUUUAAAAUUUGUUUGGAGAAAACCAUUUCUAGGCCUUUAAACAUGCGUGGCCUAAAACUUAUUUCACAUGAACAAUUCUAUCAAGUUUAGAACAUUGGAUAUAUGAAACUUUGAAUCACAGACUGAAUAAGAAAGUGACCAUACUUAAAAUACGAAGUUUCAGAAAAAAAGGAAGAAGAUAUUGUUUGGUUUUUUUGACGAGUAUGAAAAAAAUUAAAUCAAAAAGGUCACCGUUGAUAUAAACUACAAAACAGUCUCUUUAAAAUUUAAGAACUCAGCAUUGACGCAAAUAAGACAAAUAAUAUAUAAAAAAAUAUUUUUUUAUUUUUUUCAUAAUUAUGGCUUAAAACUUUUUAUCGACUUUGAUUAUAUAAUAAGCGAAUGCCGUAGAAUUGUGUGUUUUUUGUGCAAAUGUGUAUACGUAUUCCAGCGAUACCGUGACUUCCAUUAAUGCGCUAGCCUCCCACAAUGAAGCGGGUGCAUCCGCUGUCGAAAUGCGGGCGGUUUUCGCGUACAUCUGCCAGUGCACCCCUGGGUACACCCCCGUUCACAAUCUCGGCCGGCGAUUCCACCCGCUUUUUCUUAGUUUCAACGGCGCUUACACCUGCUUUUAAUGAAAUGAGAACUUUUUUUAAAUUCACAGACUAAGCCUGAAUGAAUAGCCUUCGCUAUUAUUGGAGAGCGGUCUUCACGAAAUUCUACGGUGAUAUUGUACAACAUCUCCUCUUGCUUCUUCUUUUUGUAUAUUUUUCCCUCUGAACCAAUCCAAAAAUAAACCAAGAAGGCAAUAUGCAUCACUAAACGCGUUGUUUUUGAGCGUGGAUUAUCCUAUGAGAAGCUCGGGAAUCCCUUUAAUUUGGCCGCUUUAAACGUGAAGAACUACAGAUGCCUUCCGGCCUCGCCUCGCCUCGGUGGAAAGUGGAACAUCGUACUGGACGUGGGCGCCAAGAUGAGAGUCGGCUUCUCGGUGGUCAACGGUGACGACUUCAUGGACGCGAUGCGAACUCUUCUCGACUACCACGUCGUCAUCGUCAACUACAUCAACCUGCCCUGA